This is a messenger RNA of Cyclocybe aegerita, 1134 nucleotides long. The record is from the annotation of a GenBank genome assembly. Lineage: Eukaryota; Fungi; Basidiomycota; Agaricomycetes; Agaricales; Hemipholiotaceae.
AUGUCCAACCUCCCACUGAGAGGUCAGGGCACGAGACCCCCUGGAAUCCAUUGCAGGGGCUCGGGCUUCACUCCACCAGCUCCCCCACCAACAUCGGCUGCUGGCUCAUCAUCCCUGGGCAGUGGUGCCUCGCCAAUCUCGCCAGACCCUACCUCAACUAGGGCCACUUACUCGACGAUCACCCUGCGCGCCAUAUUCUCUCGUGCCAAGUCUGGCGCGUCUCUCACUGUCGACCGCUCCGACGACCGCUAUGCAUUCGAGCUCGAGAUUGAACGACGCUACAUCCACUGCUACGAGACCAUCUUCUUCGAGCUUCUCCAGGGACGAGGUACACUCAAGGCUGUCAACCCAAUGGACCUUCACAACGCGAUAUGGCAGCAAGCUUUUCACGACGCACAGUACCGGUAUCUUGUACUAUCAUGCGAUGUUCUCGAGAGCUUACCGCAUAUACUCCGACGCCAACUAGUCAACUAUGAAACGCCUCGUUCCGACCUUUCUAAUCCACCAAAACCCCAAGACGCAUCACAGCCGAUGACUCGACGCAAGAAGACAAAGAAAACGAAGAAGACUUCAGUUCCACGAGGAAUUCCGAUAAUCCUAGACGACGUACGAACCAAAUUAGCAAAGCCGACGCCAGUAGAUUUGAUGAUCGCCAUUACAACAGUCCCUAUACCGAUUUCUCUUUCGCCGCAGAUCCUUACAACCACGACUUCGUACACACCUGUACAGCCGCACACCGAUACUACAACUACGACCACAAUGCUGGAGAUGAGGCGGGUGGAGAUGUUAGACCUGGAGAGUAGCGAGGAGGAGAGUGAUGAGAGUGAUAGCGAGUCGAGCAAUGAGGAAUGGGCGAGAAGGAAAGCGAGGAAGAAGAAGGAUCAGAGACGAGCUAGGAGGAGGAAGGACAGUGAUGAGAGCGAUGAGGAUAGCGAGGAUAAGAAGAGGAAGAAGGAGAAAGCAAGACAACGACAGAGGAAGCAGGAAAGCGAUAGUGAUGACGAGUGCCGACAGAGGAAAAAGAAGAAGACGAACAAGAAAACUAAAAAGAGGAUGGAUACCGACGACAGUGACGAGAGCAGUUCAGAAGACGAGAGAUCAAGGAAGAAGGCAUCGAGGAAAAAGUGCAAGUAG